Messenger RNA from Tarenaya hassleriana, 2461 nucleotides. RefSeq lists its product as uncharacterized. The coding region runs from base 881 to 2317 and encodes 478 amino acids. The transcript has 2 exons. The record is from RefSeq and is a predicted model, not a curated record. Gene Ontology annotation, molecular function: methyltransferase activity. Lineage: Eukaryota; Viridiplantae; Streptophyta; Magnoliopsida; Brassicales; Cleomaceae.
UAAAUUAAACUUUAUAAAAAUAAGGGGUGUUCUUUUGUAUUUCAAACAUUUGGCAACAAAAUUACGAAAAGUGGAACCUUCCAUUCCAGUUCCCGCAUCUCCGGCCGGCUACUUUAUUCGAAUCCAGGUGGUGGUUGGCCUCUUCUCCCUCGGAGGCUGUACCACCGGAAGCGGUGGCUAUCGUAAUGGCGUCAAUUUUUUGCUGCAAAUCUAAGGUUCAUCUAGAGCCAAAUCGCUCCCGAUGAUUCUCACUUCUCAGGCUUCUUCAUCUAUGGGGUCGGGUGAUUUCAAUCGUUUUGUUUCAUGAAUAGAAAAUUCAGAUCCAUUGUUAAUAUUUUUUAUCCAUAAUAGUGGAUCUAGAGGAAUCGGCUUGAUCUUUGCUUGCUAUCGAAUAUUUGGUUUUAAUUAUACAUUUUCCGCCUUAAUUUCUGCAACCAUUUUCGGUUUCCGCCAUCUUAAUCGAGUCAAAUAGUAUUUUGUGGAGUUCUCGAAAAGUCUCUGUGAUUUCCAUGUGCGUUAUGGCUUGCUGGUUAAGCUUGAAAGUAUAAAUACAUCCCGGAAUUAAAAUAAUACACUACAAGCCCUUGGUGAGCCGCAGAUGCAGGUACAAGCAUAAAAUAUAGUAAAUGCCAUAUUCAAUUACCUUAAUACAGUGAAUUUUGCAUCUCAAUGAACUCGGGGUUUUGUUACACAGAUAAGAGGAUUGUCUCUCUUUUCGUGUUCUUGUGGCUUCUGUUUCUGGUUUCUGAAUUUUCAGAUGGGAAGAUGUUACAGAUCUUCUGCAGCAGCUAAAGAUUUGGUUUUGUUCUACUGGUAAUGUUCACUUCUCUCAGAUGCUCUUUGGGUUGAUUUCUGUCUGUGUGUACAAAGAGAGUAAAGGAUGCGAAAGGUGAAUGCUUUGUUGAGGGUUGGAACUUUCAGUGGCCUCAAUAGGCCGAUAUAUGUGUUGGCUGGUUUGGCAUUUCUCAUAUCUGUGACCACACUUACCAAAUUCAAUUACAUCACACCGAUUAGCAUUUCUGACCGGUUCUGUAACUAUCAUGGAAGCUUUGAAGGUCACAGCAGAGUUGGAAGCCAAACAAGGCAGACCUUAGAGGACGUUGUUCUGAAAAUUCAGCAGGAAAUUGAACAUCUCAAGGUUUCAGAUUCCUUGGCUGAAGCUUCAGCCCCAUCAUCUGCAUCAUCGGAGUUGGGAUCUAUGUCUAGGCACAUAGCUUUUCUUGCUGAUGUGCUUGGCCUCAUUCAGUCAGUUCAUACGGCAUUGCACGUGUACGAAGAAAAUAUUGUAGCCAGUCAUCCAUUGAAGCAGCAGGAUGGUGACCCGAGCGAAUACUUUCUGAGAGAGGAAAUAAGGAAGUAUGUGCGGAUAAAGCCUAACCGACUAGGGAAGCAGAACUUUAUGGGAGCUAAUGGAACUUUCACCUCAAUUGGGCACGCUUGUUUUGCCAUGAAGGAAGAUCUAGAGGAGUACAUGGACUAUGACGUGGGUGAAAUCUGCAAUGAUGACUGGAAACUGGCACAAAAGUUGAUGGUUCACGGCUGUGACCCACUACCCCGAAGAAGGUGCUUCGCCAGGGCACCGCAACUAUACUACAAGCCUUUCCCGAUCAAUGACUCUCUCUGGAAGCUUCCGGAUAACAGGAACGUGAGAUGGAGUCAGUACAGGUGCAAGACUUUCUCUUGCCUUGCUGCCAACACUACUGCAAGAAAAGGCUUCUUCAAAUGCACUGAUUGCUUCAACCUCACACAUCAUGAAAUGCCCAGAUGGAUUGAACAAGGAGAGGUCGACCCGGAAACAAACCAGACGGCGGAUUUCUUGAUACCCGAAGUACUCAGCAUCAAACCGGGAGAGAUCAGAAUUGGGUUGGAUUUUAGCAUUGGCACCGGAACCUUUGCAGCAAGAAUGAGAGAGCAAAAUGUCACGAUCGUGUCAGCAACCAUCAACCUCGGGGCUCCAUUCAACGAGAUGAUCGCUCUUCGUGGUCUGGUCCCGCUCUACUUAACAGUGAACCAAAGGCUACCGUUCUUCGACAACACGCUGGACAUGAUUCACACCACAAGAUUCCUCGACGGGUGGAUCGAUCUGAUACUUCUGGACUUUGUGCUGUUAGAUUGGGACAGGGUUCUGAGGCCGGGAGGGUUGUUGUGGAUAGACAGUUUCUUCUGUCUGAAAGAGGAUCUGAAUGAUUAUCUGGAAGGGUUUAGGGCGUUGAGGUACAGGAGACACAAGUGGGUUGUGGUACCUAAGAGAGACAAAGAUGAAAGGGAAGUCUUCUUCUCUGCCGUCUUGGAGAAACCCCCUAGACCCUUCAGAUGAAACGGAAGUCUUCUUCAUUUUCGCAAUCUUGAUAUUGAUCUUUACCGUUGUGUGUAAUAUUUAGAAUGUUGGUUUUGAUUAUAUGAUUGGCUACAUUUGUAUAAUUUCAUAAAGAAUAAUGUAGAGAAAUAUUUCUCAUUUUUA